This is a messenger RNA of Bufo gargarizans (Asiatic toad), 9625 nucleotides long. RefSeq names its product filamin C (gene FLNC). NCBI's taxonomy places the organism in Eukaryota, Metazoa, Chordata, Amphibia, Anura, Bufonidae. Gene Ontology annotation, molecular function: actin filament binding. Gene Ontology annotation, biological process: actin cytoskeleton organization. The record is from RefSeq and is a predicted model, not a curated record. The transcript is spliced from 48 exons. Bases 514 to 8685 code for a protein of 2723 amino acids.
CACUUUCAAACAAGUUGCUAAAUCCCUCUGCUCUCAGCUGUCAGCUGUCUCUCCUGCUCUUUCUUCCUGUUUGCUGGGACAUCUCCAUCUCUUGGGUCAGCUUCUCUACAACAUUAUUUUACAUUUGUCAUCUUUAUCGCAGUUCUGCUUUACUUAUCUGUGCACCUCUGCUUUCCACAAAGAAAGGAUUCCCUGAAAGGAAACAGAAGACAGGAAGGAGUGGAAAAGGUGGAAGCCUAUUGCACUGCGAUAACUCUCACAGGCCUCCCAGCUCUGUUCUACCACUGAGAAGGCGUGAAAGGGUUAACCAGAACUUGCCAAGAAACAUCUCACUGUUUCCAACAAGAGGACGAAUAAUAAGGGAACUAAUUUGAUUGUUGAGCUCGGUUUCAGCAUUUUGAACUUGAUUUCACAGUGUGGGUUUGGAUCCAGCAAUUUUUUACACCCUCUCUUUUUCUCCACCCUUGUUGAUCCCCAUAUAAAAAAGCACAAAGCUCCAAAUAAAAAGUCAUCAUGAGCACUAACGAUUACUACGACCAGCAUCAGCUGCACCAGGGUGAGGAAGCAGAGGAGAUGCCAGCUACAGAGAAAGACCUUGCAGAAGAUGCCCCCUGGAAGAAGAUCCAGCAGAACACCUUCACAAGGUGGUGCAAUGAACAUCUCAAAUGUAUGAACAAGCGCAUAGGGGACCUUCAGAAAGACCUGACUGAUGGCCUUAAGCUCAUUGCCCUCCUAGAGGUACUGAGUCAGAAGAAAAUGUACAGAAAGUACCACUCUAGACCAAACUUCAGGCAGAUGAAGCUGGAGAAUGUCUCUGUGGCACUGGAAUUCCUGGACAGAGAACAUAUCAAGCUGGUGUCCAUAGAUUCAAAAGCUAUUGUAGAUGGAAACCUGAAGCUGAUCCUGGGUCUUAUCUGGACACUUAUUCUACACUACUCUAUCUCUAUGCCUAUGUGGGAAGAUGAGGAUGAGGAAGAUAUCAAGAAGCAAACACCAAAGCAAAGACUUCUGGGAUGGAUUCAGAACAAGAUACCGCAGCUACCUAUCACUAACUUCCACAGGGACUGGCAGGAUGGAAAGGCACUGGGUGCACUGGUGGACAACUGUGCACCAGGUCUCUGCCCAGACUGGGAGGCAUGGGACCCCAACCAACCUGUGGAGAACGCAAGGGAGGCAAUGCAGCAGGCAGACGACUGGCUAGGAGUACCACAGGUUAUCGCCCCUGAAGAGAUUGUGGAUCCCAACGUAGAUGAACACUCAGUCAUGACCUAUCUGUCCCAGUUCCCCAAAGCAAAGCUGAAGCCUGGAGCACCUCUUCGAUCUAAGCAGCUGCAUCCUAAGAAAGCCAAUGCUUAUGGUCCAGGUAUUGAACCUCACGGAAACAUGGUUUUGAAGCCCGCCUUUUUCACAGUGGAGACCAUUGAAGCUGGUCUUGGAGAAGUGCUGGUUUAUGUAGAAGAUCCUGAGGGGCACACUGAAGAGGCCAAAGUUAUCCCCAACAAUGACAAGAAAAGAACAUAUUCAGUCAGCUAUGUGCCAAAAGUGGCAGGCCUCCACAAGGUCACGGUGUUAUUUGCUGGUCAGAACAUCAACAAGAGUCCAUUUGACGUCAAUGUAGCCAUGGCACUUGGAGACGCUAACAAGGUUACAGCACGAGGACCCGGUCUGGAACCUGUGGGAAAUGUUGCGAACAAGCCUACGUAUUUUGAUAUCUACACUGCAGGUGCUGGGUCUGGUGAUGUUGGUGUGGUCAUCGUUGAUCCCCAGAAUCGUCAUGACACAGUGGAAGUUAUUCUGGAAGAUAAAGGUGAUAAUAUCUAUCGCUGCACUUACAGACCUAAUAUGGAGGGACCUCACAAGGUCUUCAUUAACUUCGCUGGAGCUCAGAUUCCCAAAUGUCCACAUGUUGUUAACAUAGCAGAAGCAUGUAACCCUAAUGCCUGCAGAGCUUCAGGUCGCGGACUUCAGCCAAAAGGUGUCCGUGUCAAGGAAAUUGCUGAUUUUAAAGUAUUCACCAAAGGAGCUGGAAGUGGAGAACUCAAAGUAUCAGUGAAAGGACCCAAGGGCACAGAGGAGCCGGUGAAAGUCCGUGAUGUCGGGGAUGGUGUGUACGAGUGUGACUAUUACCCAGUGGUGCCCGGAAAGUACACUGUAACAAUCACAUGGGGUGGAUACGCAAUUCCUAGAAGCCCAUUUGAGGUCUAUGUAAGCCCUGAAGUAGGAAUACAGAAAGUGCGAGCAUGGGGUCCAGGCCUGGAAACUGGAAUGGUGGGCAAAUCAGCAGAUUUUGUAGUGGAAGCCAUCGGUACAGAAGUUGGAACACUUGGCUUUUCCAUUGAGGGGCCCUCACAGGCAAAAAUUGAAUGUGAUGACAAGGGAGAUGGAUCGUGUGAUGUUCGCUACUGGCCAACUGAGCCUGGCGAGUAUGCCGUGCAUGUGAUCUGUGAUGAUGAAGAUAUCAAGGAUAGCCCCUUCAUUGCUCACAUUCUGCCAGCCAGCAACAAAGCCUUUCCGGAGAAGGUGAAGGCCUAUGGUCCUGGUCUGGAACCCACAGGUGUCAUUGUAGAACAUCCUGCUGAAUUCACCAUUGAUGCCCGUGCUGCUGGGACUGCUGAGCUGAAGAUCUAUGCUCAGGAUGCAGAGGGAACACCCAUUGACAUCAAGAUCAAAGACAACGGGGACAACACAUAUGUGUGUGUGUAUGUACCAAUCAAACCAAUCAAACACACCAUCAUCAUCUCAUGGGGAGGAGUCAAUAUCCCUAACAGCCCAUACCGGGUGGCAGUGGGGGAAGGAAGUCACCCCAGCAAAGUUAAAGUUUAUGGGCCUGGUGUUGAAAAGACAGGUCUGAAAGCCAAUGAGCCAACUUAUUUCACUGUGGACUGCAGUGAGGCAGGACAAGGAGAUGUCAGCAUUGGAAUCAAAUGUGCCCCUGGUGUUGUGGGACCGGCAGAAGCAGAUAUUGACUUUGACAUAAUUAAAAAUGAUAAUGAUACUUUCACUGUGAAAUACACUCCACCAGGAGCUGGGAGAUAUACCAUUAUGGUCUUAUUCGCUGACCAGGAAAUACCAAUUAGCCCCUUCCGAGUCAAGGUAGACCCAUCACAUGAUGCUAACAAAGUAAGAGCAGAAGGUCCAGGGCUCAACCGCACAGGAGUGGAGGUCGGUAAGCCCACUCAUUUCACAGUGUACACCAAGGGUGCUGGAAAGGCUCGGCUGGACGUUCAAUUUACUGGGACCGUGAAGGGUGAAGUUGUUCAAGACUUUGAAAUCAUUGACAACCAUGACUACUCAUACACUGUGAAGUACACAGCUAUCCAGGAGGGUAAUAUAAGCAUCUCAGUAACAUAUGGAGGGGACCCCAUCCCUAAGAGUCCUUUUAUUGUGAAUGUAGCACCACCUCUUGAUCUUGGCAAGGUGAAAGUGCAAGGCCUUAACAAUAAGGUGGAUGUUGGAAAGGAUCAAGAGUUCUCCAUAAAUACAAGUGGAGCUGGUGGUCAGGGCAAGGUAGAUGUGAAGAUCACAUCUCCAUCACGUCGUCCUAUUCCCUGCAAAGUGGAAACUGGUGUCACCAGUGAAAUUCACACUGUAAAAUAUAUGCCUCCUGAGGAGGGACCAUAUAAGGUGGAGAUCAGCUAUGAUGGCCACCCUGUGCCUGGAAGCCCAUUCUCUGUAGAGGCCGUCAUGCCACCUGAUCCUUCUAAGGUUCGUGCCUAUGGACCAGGACUGAAAGGAGGCUUUGUGGGUAAGCCUGCUCCAUUUGCAAUUGACACCAAAGGGGCUGGUACAGGAGGACUUGGCUUGACGGUAGAAGGACCAUGUGAAGCCAAGAUUGAAUGCCAGGAUAACGGAGAUGGUUCUUGUUCCGUUUCAUACCUCCCCACCGAGCCAGGAGAAUAUUCUAUCAACAUCUUGUUUGCUGAAGCCCAUAUCCCUGGUUCACCAUUCAAGGCUGACAUCAGGCCUGUGUUUGAUCCAAGCAAAGUGACCGCAAGUGGACCUGGCCUAGAAAGAGGAAAGGCUGGCGAGGUAGCCACCUUUACUGUGGAUUGCUCCAAAGCUGGUGAUGCUGAGCUCACUAUUGAGAUCCUAUCAGAUUCGGGCGCUAAAGCUGAGGUUCUCAUUCAAAAUAACAGUGAUGGUACCUAUAGUAUUACAUACAUCCCAUCGUGCCCUGGGGCUUACACCAUCACAAUCAAAUAUGGAGGACAUGCAGUGCCAAAAUUCCCAGUCCAGGUUAAUGUGGAACCAGCUGUGGACACCAGCGGAGUGAAGGUUUAUGGCCCAGGGGUAGAGCCCAGAGGUGUAUUACGUGAGGUUCUGACAGAAUUUACUGUGGACGCCCGUUCAUUAACUAAAACUGGUGGAAGUCAUGUGACCACCCGUAUCAUCAGCCCUUCUGGUGCCGUCACUGAAAGCUUUAUAUCGGAUAAGGGGGAUGGAACAUAUCAUGUGCAGUAUACAGCCUAUGAGGAUGGCAUUCAUUUAGUAGAGAUACUAUACGAUGACGUUCCAGUGCCUAAGAGUCCGUUCCGUGUCUCCGUCACCGAAGGCUGUGAUCCAACCCGUGUACGAGCAUAUGGCCCUGGACUGGAAGGUGGAUUUCUUAACAAGUCUAAUCGCUUCACUGUGGAAACAAGGGGUGCUGGCACUGGUGGUCUUGGACUUGCAAUUGAAGGUCCUUCUGAAGCAAAAAUGUCAUGUAAAGAUAAUAAAGAUGGCAGCUGUAGUGUGGAAUAUAUUCCUUUCACACCAGGAGAGUAUGAUGUCAAUAUCACCUUUGGUGGGCGACCAAUCCCAGGAAGUCCUUUCCGUGUGCCAGUAAAGGAGGUGGUGGACCCCAGCAAAGUGAAAUGUUCAGGUCCUGGGUUGGGGACUGGUGUUAGGGCACAUGUCCCUCAGACCUUCACUGUUGACUGCAGCAAGGCUGGCCUGGCACCUCUAGAGGUGUUGGUGCAUGGACCGUCAGGUUUGGCAGAGCCAGUUGAUGUACGAGAUAAUGGUGAUGGGACUCACACAGCAAAUUAUACUCCUGCCACAGAUGGUCCAUACACUGUGUCUGUAAGAUAUGCAGACCAGGAAGUUCCACGCAGCCCUUUCAAGAUCAAGGUACUGCCAACACAUGAUGCAAGCAAAGUGCGUGCCAGUGGCCCAGGACUCAACACAGCAGGCAUCCCAGCCAGUUUACCUGUUGAGUUUACCAUUGAUGCUCGUGAUGCCGGAGAGGGGCUCCUGACUGUUCAGAUUCUAGACCCUGAAGGAAAGCCAAAGAAAGCUAAUAUUCGGGGAAAUGGUGACGGUACAUACACAGUGUCUUACGUGCCGGACAUGGCAGGAAGAUACACUAUUACCAUUAAGUACGGGGGAGAUGAAAUUCCCUAUUCUCCUUUCCGUAUUCAUGCAGUGCCCACUGGUGAUGCCAGCAAGUGCUUAGUGACAGUGUCCCUUGGAGGACAUGGAUUAGGAGCUUGCCUCGGACCCACCAUUCAAAUUGGAGAGGAGACAGUCAUCACAGUUGAUGCUAAAGCUGCAGGAAAGGGAAAGGUUACCUGCAAGGUUUCUACACCCGAUGGAGCAGAACUCGAUGUAGAUGUGGUAGAAAACCAGGAUGGUACUUUUGAUAUUUACUACACAGCACCUGAACCAGGGAAAUACAUCAUCACCAUUCGUUUUGGUGGAGAACACAUUCCCAACAGUCCCUUCCAUGUGGUGGCUUGUGAUACCAUCCCAAUCAUAGAGGAGCCAUGUGACACUGUGCAGCUACAUCAGCCCUAUGCUGCACACCUCCCCGGCUAUCCAACUCACUGGGCUACUGAAGAACCUGUUGUUCCCGUUGAUAAUCUGGACACCAUGCUCAGGCCAUUCAAUCUAGUGAUUCCUUUCACUGUGCAGAAAGGAGAGAUUACAGGUGAGGUCCGCAUGCCAUCUGGCAAGACUGCUAGACCCAACAUCACUGACAACAAAGACGGCACAGUUACUGUGAAAUUUGCUCCAGUGGAAAAGGGAUUGCAUGAAAUGGACAUUAAAUAUGAUGGAAAUCACAUUCCAGGGAGCCCACUGCAGUUUUACGUAGAUGCCAUUAACAGCCGACAUGUGAGCGCAUAUGGACCAGGGCUUAGCCACGGCAUGGUAAACAAGCCUGCCACAUUUACUAUUAUUACAAAGGAUGCUGGAGAAGGUGGCUUAUCACUGGCUGUAGAAGGUCCAUCCAAAGCAGAAAUCACAUGCAAGGACAAUAAAGAUGGUACAUGCACUGUGUCUUAUCUGCCCACGGCUCCUGGAGACUACAACAUCAUUGUGCGAUUUGAUGACAAGCACAUUGCUGGCAGUCCUUUCACAGCAAAGAUUACAGGUGAUGACUCCAUGAGAACUUCCCAACUCAACGUGGGAACCUCAACCGAUGUGUCCCUCAAGAUCACAGAGACAGAUUUAAGUAUGUUAACUGCCAGUAUCAGAGCCCCAUCUGGCAACGAGGAACCUUGCCUACUAAAGAGACUGCCUAAUAGGCAUAUUGGAAUCUCAUUCACGCCUAAAGAGGUGGGAGAGCAUGUGGUAAGUGUAAAGAAGAAUGGAAAACAUGUUACAAACAGCCCAUUCAAGAUCCUGGUUGGACAGUCGGAGAUUGGUGAUGCAAGCAAAGUGAAAGUUUCAGGGAAGGGACUGCUGGAAGGCAUUACAUUUGAGGUGUCUGAAUUCAUAGUUGACACCAGAAAUGCAGGCUACGGAGGUUUAGGUUUGUCUAUUGAAGGCCCAAGCAAAGUAGAUAUAAAUUGUGAGGAUGUAGAAGAUGGAACAUGUAAAGUGUCUUAUUGUCCUACUGAGCCAGGAACAUACAUCAUAAACAUCAAGUUUGCAGAUAAACACGUACCAGGAAGUCCUUUUAUGGUGAAGGUGACAGGUGAAGGACGUAUGAAAGAAAGCAUAACCAGAAAACGUCAAGCUUCUUCUAUUGCCAGUAUCGGUAGCACAUGUGAUCUCAACCUCAAGAUUCCAGGCAACUGGUUCCAGAUGGUCUCAGCCCAGGAGCGCCUCACACGCACAUUCACACGUAGCAGUCAUACAUAUACACGCACUGAACGCACAGAGAUCAGCAAGACACGUGGAGGUGAAACAAAGCGUGAAGUGCGGGUUGAAGAAUCUACACAGGUUGGAGGUGACCCCUUUCACAAUGUUUUUGGAGACUUCCUUGGCCGGGAGAGUCUAGGUUCAUUUGGCAGCAUUGCACGACAGGAAGGUGAAGUAGGCUCUCAAGAUAUGACAGCUCAAGUCACCAGCCCUUCUGGAAAAACAGCAGAUGCAGAGAUUAUUGAUGGAGAAGACAGCACAUACAGUGUGCGUUUUGUUCCACAAGAGAUGGGAUCUCAUACUGUUAGUGUAAAGUACAGAGGUCAACAUGUUCCUGGAAGUCCUUUCCAGUUCACAGUAGGGCCUAUGGGUGAAGGAGGAGCCCACAAAGUGAGAGCAGGAGGCACUGGAUUGGAGCGUGGAGUUGCUGGUGUCCCUGCUGAAUUCAGCAUAUGGACUCGAGAGGCUGGAGCUGGUGGUCUGUCCAUUGCAGUUGAAGGUCCUAGUAAAGCAGAGAUCUCUUUUGAAGAUCGCAAAGAUGGGUCCUGUGGAGUCUCCUACAUUGUACAGGAAGCUGGUGACUAUGAAGUGUCAAUCAAAUUUAAUGAUGAGCACAUCCCUGACAGCCCUUUUGUGGUGCCAGUAGCCUCCCAUUCAGAUGAUGCAUGCAGACUGAAUGUCACUAGUCUACAGGAGACUGGAUUGAAGGUCAGUCAGCCAGCCACUUUUGCAGUUCAGUUAAAUGGAGCUCGUGGGAUCAUAGAUGCUAAAGUACACACCCCAUCUGGUAUUGUAGAAGAAUGCUAUGUGUCAGAAGUGGACAGUGAUAAAUACUCAAUACGUUUCAUUCCUCGUGAAAAUGGAGUUCAUUCAAUUGACAUCAAAUUUAAUGGACGCCAUAUCCCAGGAAGCCCUUUCAAAAUUCGUGUGGGUGAGCAAAGUCAAGCCGGUGAUCCUGGGUUGGUUACGGCAUAUGGACCUGGGCUUGAGGGUGGAGUCACCGGGAGACCUUCUGAAUUUGUAGUGAAUACUUUGAAUGCUGGGUCUGGAUCUUUAUCUGUGACAAUUGAUGGACCUUCAAAGGUGAAGCUGGACUGUCAAGAUUGUCCUGAUGGUUAUAAAUUAUCUUAUACUCCAAUGGCUCCUGGGAAUUAUCUAAUCUCAAUCAAAUAUGGAGGACCCCAACACAUAGUUAGAAGUCCAUUCAAGGCCCGUGUGACAGGAGUGAGGCUCUCUGGUGGUCACAGCCUGCAUGAAACCUCUACAGUGCUGGUAGAGACAGUUACAAAAUCCUCUGCCUCUGUAGGAGGCUAUGGAAUGGCAGUGCCUAAAUUUGCAUCUGAUGCUUCCAAAGUAGUCUCUAGAGGCCCUGGUCUUUCAAAAGCCUUUGUUGGACAGAAAAACACUUUUACUGUAGACUGCAGCAAAGCAGGCACCAACAUGCUGAUGGUAGGAGUCCAUGGGCCAAAGACACCAUGCGAGGAAGUAUAUGUGAAGCACAUGGGGAAUCGAUUGUACAAUGUGACCUACACUGUAAAAGACAAAGGGGAUUAUAUUCUCAUUGUCAAGUGGGGUGACCAGAAUGUUCCUGGAAGUCCCUUCCAAGUCUCAGUGCCUUGAAAAAUGAUUCAUAACCCAAGAGGCUCUGCAAGAAGCCUACUACCUUGCCAGUGAGGGACAAGUUCUUAUCUUUUUUAUGCAAAUGCACUGAUUUAAAAAAUAAAAAUAAACUGUCAUAGCUAUAAUUCACAAAGUGCUUUUGUUCAUCCAACCUAAGGACUUUGAUGGCAUGGUAAUGGAAAACAAGUGUGCACAUCACCCACAAUGUCCAUGUCCUUUCUGCUUUUUACAAAAUCUUCCUUUAUAUUAUGGUUGGUGUUAUAUUUUCUAUUGUUGCUACCUGUGUUGUUUUAUAUGCGCUUUGUUUUCUAUUUUUAUUUGUGGGGAGGGUACUUUUUGGGUAAAUGGGUAAGGGGGAGGCGAUAGAGGUCAUGGAGUCAUAAUAUGGUCCCUGUUGGUUAUUGGGAAGGUACAAUGAUGUUUCCAUAUUAAUAUUUUCUUAAAGGCUCUUUUAUAUUUUAGUUUGUUCUAUGUCCUCAAUCACAAGAGUAUCACUGAUAGUGAAGCACAACAAUAACCAACCAGCAUUAGUAAAACCCACGCAGAAAAAUCGAGCUCAGAGAUUUCUAUUAGCCAUACAUUUUGUAUGAGAACAUGUGGUCUGGAGAAAAUCUUGCAGUUUUUGAAAAUGUUUUUUAUUUUUUAUUUUACUUCUCAUGAUAAAGUGAUGCAAGUUUCUGUUAACUUGAAGUUUAGCUCUUUUAAUGUCGAUAUCCAUGUUUAGCUCUAUGACCUCUAUCAGGACAGUCUCUAAAUAAUAUAAUUGGUUGUCGUAGCACUGUUAUAAGGGCGGAGCCAAUAUCACAUGGUGCUUACUAUGUGACUGCAUUUUAUAGGAAGAUAUUUUCUAUGCAUCAAUGACAAUGAUAACAUUGUGUCAUUUGUUACUGAUAAUAUGAUUGGUGCAUACUGAACAAAAUAAAAAUGCAUUGCUAAUGUG